Molecule: messenger RNA, 336 nt
Organism: Huiozyma naganishii CBS 8797
Lineage: Eukaryota; Fungi; Ascomycota; Saccharomycetes; Saccharomycetales; Saccharomycetaceae
Exons: 1
Coding region: 1-336 (111 amino acids)
Cellular component (GO): preribosome, large subunit precursor
Source: RefSeq, a predicted model, not a curated record
AUGGCAAAAUCACUACGUGCAAAGAGUCAUUUAAAGGCCAAGUCUGUCAAGCGUCAUGCUGUUUUCCAGAAAGUCGUUGAUGCCCGUGAAACCAGGCUGGCCGAGAAAUUGAAGCAGGACUUCAUCAACCAGAAAGUGAAAGAAUUAAAGGAAAAAGACGGUGAAGACGUCACCAUGGAGAUUGACAACGUGGGAGCAGCCGAUAUAUCUGAAGGUUCCACCAAGAACGGUGCCACUGUGAGCACAUCUGGGUGGAGGGACGCCAGACAUCUCAAUUACAGGAGGAGCAAGAAGGCGAAGAAAACUGGUAAGAAGGGCUCCUUCACUAAAUUUUAG